Molecule: messenger RNA, 789 nt
Organism: Acanthosepion pharaonis
Lineage: Eukaryota; Metazoa; Mollusca; Cephalopoda; Sepiida; Sepiidae
Source: the annotation of a GenBank genome assembly
AUGCUGCUCAAUUACAUUCUUUCUUUGUUCCUUUCUUUAUUUUUAUUAUUUUCUAUAUUUUUCCCCUUCUUUCUUUCUUUGCAAAUUAUUCUUAUUUUUCUAUAUUCUGAUCAAUUACUUUCUUUCUUCCUUUCUUUCUUUUUAUUAUUUUCUAUUUUUCUUUCUUUCUUUCAAUAUGCAUUUCUUUAUUUUAUACAUAUAAUCUGUUUUCUUUCUUUCGUUCUUUUCUACUUUUUAGUAUUUUUCUGUAUUCUGCACUCUUCUAUCUAUCUAUCUAUCUAUCUAUCUAUCUAUCUAUCUAUCUAUCUAACCCGGUCUAUUCAUAUCUAUCUAUCUAUCUAUCUAUCUAUCUAUCUAUCUAUCUUCAUAUCUAUCUAUCUUCAUAUCUAUCUUGGCCUGUUCAUAAUAUCUAUCUAUCUAUCUAUCUAUCUAUCUAUCUAUCUAUCUAUCUAUCAGUCUGUUAAUAUCUAUCUAUCUAUCUAUCUAUCUUUCUUUUUCACUUUUUUUUCCAUAUUCUGCUUUCAGUUCUUUCCUCUUUUCAUUUUUCCUUUUCUCUUUAGUUUUCGAUAUUUUUAUCAUUUUUGUAUAUUUUUUAUUUCUUAUUUUCUUUCGUCAUUUCUCCAUUUCUUUCUUUCUUUCUUGCUUUCUUUCUUUCUUUCUUUCUUUCUUUCUUUCUUUCUCUCUUUUCCAUCCCCAUUUCUCUUCUUCACUUCCCCUACCUUCUUAAACUCGUCAAAUUAUUUGAAAAAAAAUCCUUUUCUCAGCGUUCUUCCAUUUUUUCGCAACUAG